This is a messenger RNA of Lolium perenne, 3653 nucleotides long. The record is from RefSeq and is a predicted model, not a curated record. Lineage: Eukaryota; Viridiplantae; Streptophyta; Magnoliopsida; Poales; Poaceae.
UUUGUUUAAUCAUAGGUGUUACAACCAUGGCUAGGAGGAAGGCAGCGCGGAACAAUGCUGGUCAUAAAGGGAAAGCAGUUCGUAAGCGUCACCAUGGUUUUAGUGGAGACCGAAAUAGGGCUUCUCCAGCUCCUAUAAUUAAGCUAUAUAGCAGUUUGACUCAAGAUAAGCGUGAUGCGAUAGUAUCAAUGGGACUGGGAAGCUUUCUGGAUAUCAAGUGUGAACAUCUGCACAAUCCACUUAUUAGUUGGUUUGUGCAAUGUUACGAACCAGCUAGGAGAGCGUUUGUAGUCCCUUGUCGUGGCGUAAUACCUUUGACAGAAGAGUCAGUUUAUAUCAUGACUGGUCUUCCACGGGGGCAGUUAGAGGUUAAGUAUUACGCUGAUUAUGAGUUGGAAGCUGUCAUUGCUACAAGGCUUUUUCCUGGUGGAACUAUUAGACCUAAGGUUUCCGAUCUCGCAAAGAUGGUUGAGCAGUAUGUGGGGGCUGAUGACUCUUUCAAGGAGUCUGUGGAUGUCGACAUUGCUCGAGCAAAUGAAUUUAACCUCUGCAAAUUUGUUGCCAAUCAACUUCAUGAUCACCUAUCAAAUCAGAAAUACACAAAGGGUUGCUUAUUGUACUGUAUGUUGAGAUAUUUCGAUGCUCUUAAAACUGAUCACUUUGAGCUAGAGCUUGGCAAUGCUAAUUUUGCUAUAAAUGCUUGGUCAAAGUUAGCUAUUGAUGUAGUGGGAGCAUUGGAUGUUCAGGAGUAUGAUACAACCACUUUUGGUGUAUUGGAGUUGAAGGAUGAGUAUAAAGAUGUUGGCGCCCUUGAAAUGGGUCUUUUUGGUGGUCCAGAUGGAUUUGAUUCCUGGAUGAAGCUUAAUACACAUCCCAGUUGUACACAAAAGCAACGGGUGAAAGCAUUCAGUUUAAUGCAGAACUUUGCAUCAAGUCUAAAUGGUCUGUUGAGCAGCCUUGUUCAAGGAUUGACACAAUGUAGCGACGGAGAAUCAAGCGAUGAUGAUGCUGAUUCGUAUCAUGAAGAUGUUGACACAGAGGUAUGUGAACAUGAUGCACACGAGAAUCAUACAUAUAGAAAUGUACCUGCCACUAGGAAAGUUGGAUGUGCAACUGGUCAUGCAAAGAAGAAGAUGCUUGCGCCCCUUCCAGAACUGGCCACAAGGAAUGGAGGUCAGCAAGAUGGAACUACAAGCCAAGCUAAUCUAUCUCCUGCUGUUGGAAUAGAGAAGAAACUUCAGGAAGAUAAUUUUAGUAGAGAAUCUCCUCCUGCUAUGCACUCACAAAUAAAUGUACCGUCCUUCAGUGACUUGGAUGUAUCUGAUGAAGUGAAUGGCGGCGGGAAUGAAAGUGAAUCACCUUUUGAGUCAACUCCGCAAUAUGAUGACAGAAUCAGGGGUAGUGCAGCACAUCUUGCAGAAAGUCUUAGCAAUUGUAAAAUGAUGAAAGAGUCAGGGGAUAUUGUUGAUGAUCAUUUAAUUCCAACAAGUGGUUUUUGGGAGGUGCCCGGUGGCUCCAGUGAGGAUAUUAUUGAUCAUAAUUUAAAUACAAUCAGUGGUAAUGUUGAAUUGAAAGGCAAGGAUGUCAUUAUUCAAGAGUCAACAAACAGUGGGUUUUUGGAGGAUGACCAUGUGCCUCAAGUAGUAUCAAAUCAAACUCCAAAGAAAAGGAAACGCCAAUGUAAAGCAGCAACUACACCAUCAAGGAAGUCUCCAAGGCUUGCUUCUAUGAAUAAUGACAAAUCUGGUGAGGUUGUUGGCAAUGAUGUGAGUACUGAAUCAGGAUUACCAAAAGAUGGGAAGACCUCAAGCACAGCAAUCCUUGUAUCACCAACUGUUACUACCAAACAAGAUCAAAAGGAUGGUAGCCAUACUGUUGGUGAUGGCAACUCUGUGAUAACUGCCAUUGCAAUUUCUCCUAAUGUCACAAUGCAGCAAGGCACAAGUUAUGUUCCGAGUAGUUCUGGCGAUAAGAAGUGCUCGUCAGUAGAAGAAGGCGCAACAAAAGAGAAUGCUAUCCCAAUUUCUCCGAAUGUUCUUGAAGCUCAGGCAUCACACAUUGAUGCAAACUCAUGCAAAUCAUUAGUGUCCUCUCCAGUUGCACAGAGGCAGUUCACUGCAGGCAAUUCUCAAUAUGGAACGCAAUGGAGAGUGUCUCCUUUUGUUGGUGCUAACUUAGGGAUUCCUGUGUUAAUGAACCAUGGACCUGUUGUCGUGCCACGUGAAGUUGAAGAUGCAGUUAGGAAAUUUUCUGAAUCUGUGAAGAAAAUGGGAGGACUAUCAAGGUUUGCUGCACAAAAGUCAAGCUCAAUAGAAGAGAUGCCUCUGAAAAGGAAGAUGGUGGAAAUUGGAAAGGGUGGAUCAAGUGGAGCUGUUAGGGACAACCGUAUUGGUAUGUUCACACCACCAGGUUUUCAUCUUGGCUUUAGCUCCCAAGAAUCUGCAGACAGUGAUAUCCAAGUGGAUGAGUUUGACAAAUAUGAGGAUGCAGCACCCAAUAUUGCAGCACCUAAUCUUGCAGUACCACUGGCUUGGGCUGAACCAGAACCAGAAGGUCAAAUAACUGGAACUCAAGAUGAAGCAUCAAGUGGUGAUGAUUUUGAACAAAUCCAACUAUCUGAGGAGGUACAAGAUGUCAUGGCAGGGAAAACUGUUCAUCUAAGUGAAAAUGGUAUGGCAGAGCUUGCAAGGUAUGAGGAGUUGUCAAAGGCAUUUAUAGCAAGGAAGCGAAAACUUCAAAUUGAUGCAGCUCCCCUAGCAUCAAAAGAGGAAACCAAUGUUCACAGUGCAACUCCGAAGGUAUACCCGCAUAAAGCUAGAGUGAAGAAGUCAUCACAUUAUAUGCAAUCACCUUUUGACAGCUCAAUCAAAGUUACUGCUGAACAAGAAGAAAUCUAUCAGAAGAUCAUGCUUAGCAACAAGCAUCAGAGGCCAGUCAAAUCGAACAUAAGGAUGUACCAGAUAAUAAAAUACAAUGACAGUUUUGCGUACACGAGUGAUUUAGCAAAUUCAAUUCAUGGCAGAGGUGAACUGUCUAAUCAUUGCAUGGAAGUUGCAAUAGAGUACCUGCGGCGUACUAACACUGUCGAGGGGAAAUUGAUAGUGCCUUACCAAAUUUCUGUCUACCUUAUGAAUGGGGAAUUCGAGAAGAAAGCGGUGGUUUCUCUAUUCAAGAGGACCAAGGAUUAUUCAUUAAGUGUGAUGAAAUUGAUUUCAUUCCCAGUUUUGCAAGAGAUGACAAGGCAGCAAAGGGAAGGAAAUCAUUGGUACUCCUUGCAUAUGAACUUUCAAGCUGAAAGGUUCGAAGCACUUGAUUCAAUGCGGGGCGAAGGUGAUGAAGCUCUAAUAAGCCACGCAAUUGCUCUAAUCAGUAGGAUUAAGGCACUCUGGAAUAUACACUACAUCACAUCUAAGGUUCAAAUCCAGAAUUGGGAUUUGAAAAUUAUAAAUGUUCCAAUUCAGGCAACCAUUUUUGAUUGUGGGUAUCAUGCCAUAUACAAUGUUGAGAAAUGGGAUGGACAGAACGUUCCUCCACUUGCGAAAGACGAUGUGCCUAAGCUACGGAGGGUGUUACCUCACAGGUGGUUGACAGCCGAUUUUAACAAAGAGAAAGAUAAUUGGAAGUGGAUUUUGUUCAACAAUGUUGUCCGGUAA